AUGGCGAGCAACGCUGAUGACACGGUGAUCGCCGAGUCGACCGUCAAGUUUGACGAGGAGAAGGACAGUGGCGCGGGCUCCGUUGGCACAAAGCGCGUCUUUGUCAAGCGCCACGACAAUGCAUCGGUCGAAGCGCUGCAGUUGAUGACGUUCGCCGCCGACUCGUCCGCCUUUCCAAUCCUCGUUGGCACCCUUUCGUCGCCCCCCGGUAUUGUCUGCGAGUACAUGGACCUCGGUGAUCUCGGCAGCUAUCUGCACGCGCUGCAGCACCCGUCGUCGCUUCUCUGGCCGGCUCAAGCCCACAUUGCAUGGAGCGUGGCGACGGCGGUGUCGUAUCUCCAUGACUACGGCCUUGCGCACCAACGACUGCGCCCCGAGCACAUCCUUCUCAGCGCCAACUUUGACGUCAAGCUCUGUGGUCUCAGUGCCAUCGUCGCCGAGGACAAUGACGGCGACGAGGACGUACGCGGCCUCGGGCGUGUGCUCGACGCCAUGCGGACGCGCGCGGCUGAGUUGGCAGCAACCAACCGAUUUUUCAACGUUCCGCCGACACCGACGUGGCUACUGGAGCUGGCAGCUGCAUGCGUCGACGGCAGCAUGUCCAUCGUGGACGUCGUCGACGUUUUAGAACGCAACGGCGCCAACGAGGGCGUCGUGUACGAGAACCAGCACCACCAACGGACCUUGACGAUCACCAAGAGCUCUGGCGCAUUUUCACCAGCGCCGACGAUGACUGCACGUGUCUCGAGCGCCCCGUUCACGCCGCAGUCGUCGUUUCUGGCGCCGUCAGCAGUGCUGGACGACCUCCAGUCGCGCUACCGUGUUGCGACCCUCGACGCUGGGUUGCUCACUUGCGGCAUGGACGUCGAAGGCACCGACGGCGAUGUCGUGCUUCGGCGUGGAGCCUACGACGGCCAGCCCGUCGCUGUCCACAUGGCGCGUCAGCUAGGAGCGAUCGGACACGGCGACUUCUUGGAUCACGUAGCACGACUUCUAGCGGUGCAGCGCGACAAGUACAUGCCGCGCGUGCUCGGUGUCUGCCACGUGCCCCAGACGUCGCUGCUCGGAUGCGAGCCGCCGCCGCCGGUGCCAUGUCUCGUCGUCGAUCGGCGAGGUCUCCGCAGCCUGCGUGACGUCCUCGCCGAGUGCCUGCCGUACGCCGGGCCGUUCUACUGGCGCCUCAAGCUCUGGUGUGCCCACAACAUCGUCGCGUGUCUUGAGCAUCUCCAUAGCCUCCGUGUCUGCCACAUGAACUUGACCUCGCACAACGUCUUGCUCGACAGCAAGUUUCGGCCGCGCCUCAGCAACGUCGGCGUUGCGCUCACCACGCGCCUUCGCGAGUGCGCGACGCUCGGCACAGGCGCGUCGCGGUGGCACCCCCCCGAGGUCUUUCUCACGAACGCGCAACCGACGCCAGCCAUGGACGUCUUCGCCUUCGGAACCCUUCUGUAUGAGCUCGAGACGCACAAGCAGCCGCACGAUGCAAUCGUGACGGACCUCGCACUCGCGACCGCCAUCUCCAGCGGUACGAAUGUUCACGUCAGCGCCGACUGCCCGAGCGGUCUCGCCCAGCUCGCAGCCGACUGCAUGCGCCACGACCCGACGGAACGCCCGUCGACAGCUUCCAUUGUGCGUCGGCUGUACGACCUGCUCCACCCAAGCAGCACGCUCGAUAUGACUGGCCCGGCGUCCCUCAUGGCUAUCGACCCGGUGUCGCUGCAGUUUGAGACCAUUGUCGAGAUCGACGACUGCAUGGAGACGUUCCGUGGUCGCCUGUCGUCCGAGCACGUCUGGAUCAAACGUCCAAAGACAGAGUCCACCGGUAACGACCGCGUCGACACGCGAGCUAGCUUCUUCGACGAAGUGAGUCUUUUGCUCCGGCUUCAAAGCGUGCAGUCACCACACAUUGUCAAGCUCCUCGGCGUGUCCAACAUGGCGUCGUUGGCACCGACGAUGGUCAUCGAGCACCCUCGGCUUGGGAGCCUGCGCGAGUUCAUCCUCGGGCACACGCUGUCGAGCCUCGACGAUCUGCACCGGCGCGGCUGGAUCCACGGCGACAUGUGCUCGGAGAGUGUCUCCUUGGGCGAUCACCGCCAGCCCAAGCUCGAGCGACUCGGCGCUGCCCGGCACCUGUACGCCGCCCCCGAAGUUCUAUCGGCAAACGCGUACUCCAAGGCCUCCGACGUCUACGCCUUCGGAUCGCUCAUGUGCGAGGUUGACACAGCCACGUCACCGCUCGAGGCAGACACGACGGGCACAUCCAUUUCCCCGGUGCUCGACCGUGUGAAGCGAGGCACCUUGACCCCGCGACCGUCCCCCGGGUGCCCUCCGGAGUACCGCCGUCUCGCCAACGCCUGCAUGACGUUCAAUGAAGCCCGAGAAGAUUUGCCCGUGGCCGACAACGACCACUUGGUUGCGUCCUGCGACAUGCUUGGCACCGGCAGCUACGCCGUCGUCGUGCGCUGCACUUUCAAGGAAGAGCCGUGUGCGCUCAAGCAGCUGCUGCCACGUAUCGCGCGCGACCGCCGCCACCGCGCCAAGUUUUUGCGUGAAAUGCGACUGCUCGCGAGCGUCUCGUUCCGGGGCACGCGGCACGCGCCGGAGCCGAGCUUUGUCAUGGAGCUCGUGGCGCCGGGCGAGAACCUGCGGCUUUGGUUGCAGCGCCGCCCGCCGCCGUCGUGGCGCGCGCGGUGCCGCAUUGCGCUCAGUCUCAUCGAGGCCAUCGCGUACCUGCACACGCAGCAACAUGUGGUGCACCUCGACAUCAAGUCCCUCAACAUCAUGGUGCUUGAGGACGAUCGCGUCAAGCUGGUUGACUUUGGCGAGGCGCAAGCGCUUGCAGAGGCCACGCCCGAGACCGUCAUGGGCGCCGGCACCAUCCAGUGGAUGGCACCAGAGCUGCACUUUAGCCGCGGCGACAUUGGCGCGUUGACCAAGGCCGACAUUUACUCGUUUGGCGUCGUGCUCUCGGAGCUCGACGCGCUUCAACUGCCGUUCAGCGACCGCCCAUUUGCGAGCGCUUACGCGAUCUGGAACGCCGUGGCUCAAGACGACGCUCGCCCCCACAUGAGUGCGUCGAGCCCGACGUGGUUCCGCGCGCUCGCCGAGCGCUGCAUGGACAGAGACCCGGGGUGCCGCCCCGACGCAGUGACGAUUCGAGCCGCUCUCAGCAUGCGGGUCCAUACUCUCGACGACAACUCGUCUACGCUUUAG
This is a messenger RNA of Saprolegnia parasitica CBS 223.65, 3213 nucleotides long. RefSeq names its product TKL protein kinase. The record is from RefSeq and is a predicted model, not a curated record. Gene Ontology annotation, biological process: protein phosphorylation. The transcript has 8 exons. Gene Ontology annotation, molecular function: protein kinase activity; ATP binding. Lineage: Eukaryota; Oomycota; Saprolegniomycetes; Saprolegniales; Saprolegniaceae. The coding region runs from base 1 to 3213 and encodes 1070 amino acids.